AUGAAAGGAGGAGGAGGAAAUAUUAAAGUAGUGGUCCGAUGUAGACCAUUGAAUGCCAGAGAAAUUGCUCGGGGUGCGAUUAGUCUGGUUCGCAUGGAAGGAAACCAGACGAUCCUUACCAAACCUCCUUCUCAGCAGACAAAAUCAAGCGAAGACACAAAAGCCUUCACAUUCGACAGAUCAUACUGGUCCGCCGAUAAGACUGCAUCAAAUUAUGCAGAUCAACAGGUCGUAUACGACGAAUUAGGUUGCGAACUACUAGACCAUGCAUUUCUUGGAUACAAUUGCUGUAUCGUUGCUUAUGGACAGACCGGUUCAGGAAAAUCGUAUUCAAUGAUGGGCUAUGGAGAAGACAAGGGUAUCAUUCCUCGCACUUGUUCGGAGCUGUUUGAUCGCAUAGUGGAAAAGACAACUUCUUCCCUGGAAUUCCAAGUAGAGGUGUCCUACAUUGAAAUCUAUAAUGAAAAAGUACGCGAUCUUUUAAACCCUCGUAACAAGGGCAAUCUCAAAGUCAGAGAGCAUCCCAGUACAGGCCCUUAUGUUGAAGAUCUUUCACGACUAGCCGUAAACUCAUUUGCAGACAUUGACCAUCUAAUGGACGAAGGAAACAAGGCGCGUACAGUUGCAGCAACAAACAUGAAUGAAACAUCAUCAAGAUCCCAUGCAGUAUUUAACAUUUUCCUAACCCAAAGACGGCGCGAUAAACCAACCGAUCUUCCGACCGAGAAAGUAGCCAGAAUCAGUUUGGUGGAUUUAGCUGGAAGUGAGCGCGCCAAUAGCACGGGUGCUACGGGAACCCGUCUCAAAGAAGGCUCAAACAUCAAUAAAUCACUCACCACGCUUGGUAAGGUUAUUGCUGGUCUUGCAGAGCAGUCGAUACAACAAGAAAACAAAAAGAAUGGAAAAAAGUCCAAGGAAGCCUUUGUGCCCUUUCGUGAUUCUAUCUUGACAUGGUUACUCAAGGAUUCUUUGGGCGGAAACUCAAAGACGGCCAUGAUUGCGGCUAUUUCUCCGGCUGACUUUGAUGAAACCCUUAGUACUUUACGUUAUGCGGACCAAGCAAAGAAGAUCAAGACCAAAGCAGUCGUGAAUGAAGAUCCCAACGCAAAGAUGAUCCGUGAGCUCAAAGACGAAUUACAAGCUCUGAAGCAGACCUUGAUGGUGUAUGCCCCUGAAGAAAGGAACCGAUCGGUGGCACCACCAAAACCAGAGACAAUCGUCUUUAGUGAUGGAACAGGCACUCCAAAAUACCUAACCAAACAGGAAAUGGCAGAGCAGGUCCAGAUCACAGAGAAACUCCUUGAUGAACUCAACGAGACAUGGGACCAAAAGGUCUACAAAACAGAGCUGAUCCACAUGGAAAGAGAAAAAUCUCUAGAAGAACUUGGCAUCUAUGUCGAAAAGAACAGCCUCGGAGUCUACACGCCAAAAAAGAUACCCCAUCUUGUCAAUCUCAACGAAGAUCCACUCAUGUCUGAAUGUCUUAUGUAUCAAGUAAGACCUGGAAUUACCCGUGUAGAGGCACCAAAAGAAGCUUACAUUCGUCUCAGCGGAACAAACAUUUUAGAAGAGCACUGCUUCUUUGAAAAUGAGGCCAAUAUUGUCACUCUGCAUCCUGGGAAAGAUUCACUAACUAUGGUCAACGGAAUGCGGAUUCUUCAACCAAAGAGAUUAAAAAGCGGCUAUCGUAUCAUAUUAGGAGAUUACCAUAUCUUCAGAUUCAACCACCCCGAAGAAGCCCGGAAAGAGCGUGACACUCUCCUUCGAAGAACAAGCUCACUCAAUGGACACAACAAUCUAGCCAUCAGCAGACCAGAAUCACCCACUGUUUCAAUAAUGUCAGACCGCGAAAGUGUUCCACAAUUCUCAGACAUCGUGGACUGGAACUUUGCCCGCAGAGAGGCAGCCCUGUGCUCAUACAAUACUGGUGAAAAUUCAACAAUCGUACACAUGCCAGAUGAGGAUCUGGAACGAUUGUUUGACGAUGUGUCCAAGGUCAGGCUACGACGUCUGAGAGAGUCUUCGUAUUCAUCCUCAGAUGGAGGAGUAUCCAUGGACACAGAUAGUGUCUCAAGACGUACGUCAGGUUCAUCAUAUCGACUGAGCACAUUGUCUGCAGCUUCAACCUUCCAAGAGGACAGUAGUGUAGACGAAUCCUAUUUCCCAUCCAAGUUUGGCCCAGAAUUGACGAUGGAUAGAAAUGAACUUUUUCAACAGGCUAAAGAAGAAAUGCAGCAACAGUUGGAGCUUCAACGACAAGAGUAUGAAAGUCAGAUACAAUCCCUUUCGAUGAACCUCCUGUCGAGAACAUCCUCAGUAGAGUCACUCGAGCAGCCUUCAGAUUACACCGAGGCCGAAGCCACCCUGGCACGCAAGGUUAUCGAACAGUGGAAAAGCCACAGAUAUGCACACAUGACACAGGUCAUAUCUCGUAAUACACCUGUUUUGCAACAUGCAAAUGAGAUGGCAUUUCGCCAAGACGAAGGUGCCAAUUAUCGAUUCAUAGUUAUUCACGAUAACACCAGUGUGUCUUCACAGUCAUUCUGGGAGUCAAGCUCCUCAUAUGUUGAUGCCGAACUACUGGCAGAAAACAAGCCGUGCAUUGCAGUACAUGUAACAGACCAGAAAAACAAGGCCUGCUACAUCUGGUCAGUCGAAAAGUUCAGAAUGCGCAUGAGAUACAUGCAAGGUGUUCUCUACACAACCGACCGUAUACCCAAACAUCUGAUUGUAGAAGAAGCGUUUUAUGAUGCUACACACUCGCGGUACUCCUUGCUAGGACUGGCAAGAACCCCUCUCCGGAACCUUGCAUUUCAAGUACCAAUAGAGAGUGUCUUGAACGUGUUUUGCAGAAACACCGGCAAGUCUAUUUGCCAACUCAAGGUUCUGAUUGCUCCUAUUGCAAGAUCAGUUUUAAGAGGAAAGUCAACAGCAGCAGCAGCAAAUAAUUCACUUAUAAAAAAUGGAAAAACAACAAAAGAUCAUCAGGCCAACAAGAAAUUAUUGAACGUUGGUCAACAACUAGUCUUUGAAGUUAGAAUGUUGGUUCUCUCGGGCCUCAAUGAAGAAGAAUUCACAAGGGUGCAUGCUCAGUUUAGACUAUCUGCAUUCGGUACCAGUACACGAAACUCAUCGUCAGACACAAUUUUUGCUACCGAGCCCAUCAGAAAUUUUGGAUCAUCCCCUGUUGAACUAGGGUAUAGCCAGACACUCUCGAUGACUGUAACAACAGAGAUGCUGGAUGCUAUCAUGAACAAUUGUAUCACAUUUGAAGUUUUUGGAGAAAUUCAGCCCGAUAAAAUAACCCAAGCAAUAGCCUCGGUUAGACGACGGCCUAAAGCAACAGCAUCAACAACAGCAGCAUCAGUAGUGGUGCCUUCAAGAGAAAGGACAAACCGUGUGAAUGAAACAAGGCAUGAUGUUCUGUCCUGGAUUCAGCUCUGUGAAAUGGCUCCUGAAGGAGAAUAUAAGCCUGUAAUGAUAAUGCAUGAUCAGGGGAGUGUGUUUUCUUUACGACAGGGUCAGCAGCGUCGAAUAAUACUCACAUUGAGUCAUGACUCUGGAAACCAGCUCGAGUGGCAAGACAUCACCUCCCUGGCCAUUGGAAGAAUUCGGCUUAUGGAUACAAAGGGACGAACUGCCGAUCUGGUCUCGUCUUCAGAGAUCCCCAUCAAACUUAUGCCCGAUCAGAUAUUAUCACCGAGCACAGAUGGGACGAGCAGCAUAAUUGUCCAGGGCGCCUGGGAUAGCUCCCUCCACGACUCCUUGUUACUGAACCGAAUUACACCCGCUGGACAUCGGGUUGUCCUGACAGUGUCAUGGAAAGUUCGAUGUGGAAAACACGAUGAGCCUCUAAAGUUCAAGACCGAUAUAUACGUACGAAUCCUGGGCGCCACUCCUUCUGACCAGAUCAAACGUGCGUCACUAUUCCGUAAUUUCUUUUCAGGGUUACCGGCCGAGCGAACCUUGUCAGACAGAAUGAGCUCCAUAUUUUCUGUUCACAUCUGCCCCUCUGUGUGCUCCCCCCCAAAAGGACUUGAAAGCGACAUAACGUUUCAAAAUGGCCACCAGGACACAGAAAAUAAAACCCAAAGUCUGGAACUUCUUGAUACCUAUCGUGCAGGGCAUCAAAGGAUAUCGUGUAAAGAGCAAGCUUCAUUUAUGCGACAUGGUCUAGUUCUUCAUGAGCAGAUACUCCAACGCAAUGGGCCUGUAGAACACAUACCAUUAAGUCAAAAAGAAAAAGAAGCACUGCUACACAAGGUCAUCAAACUUUGGACCUUCAAACCUCAAUUGAGCAGAGAGAAGAAUUUUAUGGUACUGCCAAUGGAUAAGAUACCAGGUAGCCCAGGAAGAAUCCAACGCUGGUCGUCCGAGGUUCACGAAAUCAUACCAAAUAGCCCAGUGACCAUGAAAGGACCACUUUCACGGUUUGAAAAAGACACUGGAAAAUGGGAGAAGUACUGGUGUGUUCUGAGAAAACCUUUACUUUUCCUAUACAAAGAUCAAACCGAGAUUAGUGAAGCAAGCCUACUACGUAUUACCUCUGUUGCUAUCUCUGACGAUGCUGUGCAGACUCCAAACAGAAUCACUGUUUACACCCACAACAACUCUUAUUUAUUGCAAGUUAAUGAUCCGUCUUCUCUUAUGGAGUGGAGAGAAGCCAUGGAUCCACUUUCUUCCUUCUAAACGUACCCACCCUUUCGAGCUUUUUGCUGUUUCAAAUUCAUAUUCUCUUUCUCUUUAUAAACUUCCCCCACAAACAUGUAUCCAAGUGAACUUGUUAUUAUUUAUCCAAAGCCCUGUAUUAAUAUUUUAUUGUUCAAGAUCCUAUUCCCUUCAAUUAUUCUUUAUAAAAAAAUUAAUGUUUGAUUUC
Molecule: messenger RNA, 4876 nt
Organism: Phycomyces blakesleeanus NRRL 1555(-)
Lineage: Eukaryota; Fungi; Mucoromycota; Mucoromycetes; Mucorales; Phycomycetaceae
Exons: 15
Coding region: 1-4689 (1562 amino acids)
Biological process (GO): cytoskeleton-dependent intracellular transport; microtubule-based movement
Cellular component (GO): microtubule; kinesin complex
Molecular function (GO): microtubule binding; ATP binding; microtubule motor activity
Source: RefSeq, a predicted model, not a curated record